Messenger RNA from Lindgomyces ingoldianus, 414 nucleotides. RefSeq lists its product as uncharacterized. The coding region runs from base 1 to 414 and encodes 137 amino acids. The record is from RefSeq and is a predicted model, not a curated record. NCBI's taxonomy places the organism in Eukaryota, Fungi, Ascomycota, Dothideomycetes, Pleosporales, Lindgomycetaceae. The transcript has 4 exons.
AUGAACCGCAUCGGACCCCCAUCUUCGACGCUCUACCUCGCUAAUGACGACGGGGCGAAUGAACGACCGCUAUUCGCAAAACCAGAAACGACUCCAUUUGGCCGAUCAAGGACUAUUUCGCCAUCUUCGGUGCCGACAGAGAGUGGAUUACCUUUACCGCAGCACGCAGCGGAGACGGCAACCCAGACAUAUUCCGCGUCCGCGCUGGGUUGGCUUACCUUAACCCUUACUUACGUCUCCUCUGCCGACAGCUUCAAAUCCAACGUCUGGAUCAAAGACCUAGCGAGGCAGUAUCUCGCCAAGGUCUUUGGUUGCUCAAGGUGUCCUUCUGCAAGCUUGCCGACAGUAUCAGUGAAGGAGUUUGAGUUACAUGUGUUGCCUUCGCAUCGUGCGGAGGGCUUUCUAUGUUUGUAA